Molecule: messenger RNA, 3423 nt
Organism: Oncorhynchus mykiss (rainbow trout)
Lineage: Eukaryota; Metazoa; Chordata; Actinopteri; Salmoniformes; Salmonidae
Gene: angpt1
Product: angiopoietin 1
Biological process (GO): blood coagulation
Source: RefSeq, a predicted model, not a curated record
CACACACACACACACACGAGGGAGAGAGAGAGAGAGAGAGCGACUCGUCCAUAAACACACAUUCCUCUGCAGUCUCUGUGAGGGGCAGGCUCAGAGUGUGCUGGAAGCCUGGUGCUGUUCUUUAGUGAGCCUCGCUCCAGUCGUUUAGUCACACAGGGAAACCAGAGCAGAGACGGAGGAGGAAGAGCAAAGCAGUCACACAAGAGGAGGUCUGACGACACGAUCCGUAUGCACUGACCCUUGUAUUUAACACAUGUAGACAUUGAUACAGUGCAUUGAUACACUGCAUUGAUACAGUGUAAAAAGGACCAUCUAUAUAAACACACAAGCUGUCACGGCGCAACACGUGUAUGCGGCGAGCCCUGGACGACUGGACUUCUGGCUGACUUCUGACCGGACACAUAGCGCUCCAGUGUGUGUGUACGUGUGUGAGCACACCGGAGAUGCCCUCCAGACCUUCUCACAGUAGGAGGUCCAGCACGGGGAUGGAUGACACGUGUUCUACAUCGACUGGGAUCCGUACAGCAUUCUGAUCCACUAAAAGAAAUACUGGCCCAAGACCGACCGCUGAACAGACGAAAAGUCAUCCAGAAGCCAACGAUAAAAGGACUUUACUUUUUCAACCUUUCCUCCAGGCUGGAAUGAUGUUGUGGAACAAGUUUGCCUGCCACUUGCUUUCGUUGGCAGCCCUACUGGUGGCAGUGGGCUGCAGCGGGGGGGAGCAUAGAAAAGGGACAGAUGGCAGUGCCAGCGGCGCAGGACAGGGCAGCACAGGUGGCAGCACGGGUAGCAGCAGCAGCAGCGGUAGUAGUAGUGAAAGUAGUAGCAGCAGUAAUCGGAGGUACCACAGAGUCCAGCAUGGACAGUGCACCUACACCUUUAUCCUACCUGAGGGCGACAGCAGUGGAGGGAAUUCGUGCCGACAAGGGAAAGCCGCGACACAGUUUAACAGCGCCAAUGCGCUGCAGAGAGACGCUCCACCCCUGGAGCAGGACUUCGCUUCCCAGAAGAUCCAACACCUGGAGCACGUCAUGGAGAACUACACUCAGUGGCUGCAGAAGAUUGAAAAUGACAUAAAGGAGAGCAUGAAGACAGAGAUGGCCCAGUUGCAGCAGAGUGCCGUUCACAACCACACGGCCGCCAUGUUGGAGAUGGGCACCAACCUCUUGUCCCAGACGGCCGAGCAGACCCGCAAGCUAACGGAUGUAGAGACGCAGGUUCUGAACCAAACCUCCAGACUAGAGAUUCAACUGCUUGAGAACUCCCUGUCCACCAACAAGCUGGAGAAGCAGCUCAUGGUGCAGACCAACGAGAUCAGAAAGCUCCACGACAAGAACGGGUUCAUGGAGCAGAAGAUGCAGGAGAUGGAGUCUCGUCACCGGGAGGAGCUGGGGACGCUGCGGGAGGAGAAGGGAAGCCUGCAGGCUCUGGUGGGGAAACAGAGUGGGGUGAUCCGUGAGCUGGAGACCCAGCUGACCAGGGCCACGGGCAACAGCACCGCCAUGCAGAGGCAGCAGCAGGAAAUGAUGGACACAGUGCACAACCUCAUCAGCCUCUGCAACAAGGACGGAGUCCCAAACAGCACGAAGCGGGUGGACGAAGAGAAGAAGUUUCGGGACUGUGCCGAUCUGUACCAGGCUGGUUUCUACAAGAGUGGGGUCUACACCAUACAUAUUAAUGCCCAGGAGACCAAAAAGGUGCAAUGUAACAUGGAGACCGCUGGCGGCGGAUGGACCAUCAUCCAGCGAAGAGAGGACGGCGGCCUGGACUUCCAGAAAACGUGGAAGGAGUACAAGAUGGGCUUUGGGACGGUUUCUGCAGAGCACUGGCUGGGGAAUGAGUUUGUAUACCUGCUGACCAGCCAGAGGCAGUAUGCCCUCCGUGUGGAGCUCACCGACUGGGACGGACACCAGGCCUUCUCCCUGUACGACCGCUUUCACAUCGAUAGUGAGAAACGCAACUACAGACUGUUCCUGAAGAGUCACAGUGGGACAGCAGGCAGGCAGAGCAGUCUGGUGAUCCACGGGGCAGACUUCAGCACCAAAGACAUGGACAACGACAACUGCAUCUGCAAGUGUGCCCUCAUGCUCACAGGGGGUUGGUGGUUCGACGCCUGCGGCCCGUCCAACCUCAACGGAAUGUACUUCACCAAAGGGCAACACGUCGGGAAGCUAAAUGGCAUCAAGUGGCACUACUUUAAGGGUCCCAGCUACUCGCUACGAGCAACAACCAUGAUGAUUCGUCCGCUGGACUUCUCAUAGACACCGAGUGCGUCCAGAAUGGCACCCUAUUCCCCAUGUGCAAUACUUUAAAUGAGUGCACUACAUAGGGAAUAGGAUGCCAUUUCAGACGCAACGUUAGAGUUUCUCCCCUUCACUCUCUGUAAGGCCAAUGGGACAGCUAUAUUAGGGGGAAUGCUUCCUGCUUUACCCUGUUACUAUCGUCUCCCCAUAACGACUUUGGAGUUUGUCCGGAUGGGAACUCUACACCACCUGGCUGUUGCUUGGUUAAUGUUACUUCAGAGUCAGCCUGGAAGUGUGGUUGGAGGGUAGAGGGCUUGUGGAACGAGAGAGGGGUCUCGUCUUAUCAUAGAGCUAGCUACACUGUGAGUGAUGAACUCCUUGCGAAGUCGGAGGACAAACUGCUUCGCUCUUUUUUUAAAUAUUUGACGCAUGAACUCAAGUAGAGUUCAGCUCUCACCCCAGGCCUGUGGACUCUCACCCCAGGCCUGUGGACUCUCACCCCAGGCCUGUGGACUCUCACCCCAGGCCUGUGGACUAUUGGGGUAGACUUCUCUCCUUUUUGGGAACUGACUGCAAAAUUGCAACUUCGUCUGCAUAUGAAGACUAUAUGACAGACCACACGACUACCCAUAGACUACAUGACAGGCUGCCUUCAGACUACACGACUCCCUAUGCGCAUCUGGAAUGUUCUCACAACCAUACGGGAGAAAAAGGCAUUUUUAUAGAGGUGUUGCACCAAGACAUUGGGACAUUGAACAAUGUUUUAUAUUUCAUGCUUUUUAUUCCUAUAUAGCCUAAUACAUUUGGCAUGAUUUUUACAUAAGUCACUCUGGAUCGUUUCUGGAGAGGAAAAGUCACAAGGUCACCAUCAGUAUAAAAUGUUGGUCUUACAUGUACUGCAGACUCCAAAGGCAGUUCUGAGAACAAGCCUGGCUCAGUCAAUGGUUUUGCUGCCACUUAUAUAGUUGUUGUCCUGCCAGAGUGCGCUGAUUAUUUUCAAAGUUGAAAAUGCCACGUUAUUAUUGGAUUUGGCAACUGACAGAGAUUUAUCUGCAGUUGGUAUUGGCUGACAACCAAUGGCUGCCAAGGCUAAAAAUGUGGUGAUCUUCUUUCCUCAUUUAAAUAUAAAAAAUAAUAUACUGUAACGAAUACAGAUAUAUAUAUAUAUAUAUAUAUAUAU